GAGUACAGUGAAUACAUUUUCACUGCGGAAAUUUCAUUUUAGAACUAGAAAACUGCUUUCGAAUUUUAAUGAUUGACAAUAUCAAUUACGAAUAUUUCAACCUUAAGCACACAUAUUCCUAAGGUUGUGCAGUCUUUGUCCAAGCUUGUCAUAAGGAUUGAUCUGUGUAGUAUUAUGCUUUUGGACAUUACUGUAACAUGAAGUAUUUACGUGUCGGUAUGACAUUUUCAUGAAUUUCACUGGCAACAGUGUCCAUUGUUGACUAGCUAUCGAAAUAAUGAAAAUUAACACGAGAGAAACGACAUCUAUUUCGCUCAUAUCGAGCGAUCGAAUUCUGUUCAUUAUGAUUCUGCGAGACUAUAGGCUUCCGUCCCAUAGUUUACCAAAGGUAGGGCACCAAGCUGAAAUUCAUUUCUCUGCUGGACGCUCACUAGCUCGCUCGCAGAAUCGUCAUGAUGAUACCAACUGCGACGGAAAAUGUGGAGUCGUUUACUUGCUCGUUGCCCAUCGUGACCUACCUACCCACCUAGCAAUAACCACACGGUGCGCUGCGGGUCAGAGUCAGAAGAAUCCAUAGCGGCCCUCAGCUCUAGCCCUCACGUUGAACUACAGUUUUCCGUCAAAAUGCGCUGUUUCGGGAUUGUGUUUUGCAAAAAUGAACUAGGUAUGUGAUCAUGGAAUACUACUAGAAUGUUAUUUAAUUACUGUUCGACAUGAUGAAUGAAUAUCAUCAGUAAUCCGAUUGUAACUGAUCGCACUACACAGAAAUACCUGCAAAGAGGAAGCGCUGCCUGUCGUUGUGGACGUUUCGUUAUCCAUCCCAACACUCCGGGAGAGACAGAGGUUGCCUGUAUUCUGUCUCUCGCCGUGGCACAAGAGCUCGGUCGGUCGCUCGUUUCGCAUUCCGAUCGACCUGGCUCCAAGGAUAUACCUACACCGCCGUCUCUGUGAUAUACGGUAGGGUAUAUAUUUUCAUUUUCGCUGUAUUUUUACAACCACCACACAGAGGCUGCUGAAACUACUGCCUAUAGCCGCUUGCUUCAUCGGAUGCCUUCUCGGAGGCAUCGCCAUAGUGUUGGUUCCUCUUUUUUGGGCUAUAUGUGCAAUUCACAUCCCGUUGCUUCCUUCCCGGACCGCCGAUCCGGGUUGGGCGGUCGAUGGAAGAAUCGGUAGUAACGGUUGAUGGGGGCGGGUUGACAGCAGUUAAGCAAUCGAGUCAACGGAACAAUGGCAAGUUGAGAGCAGUUGAGACAGAUAGAGAGAAGUGUGCCUUUCUUGCAUUUGUUUUAUGAAAUUGUCUUUGAAAGACUUUUCUUGUUUUGUUUCACGUGAGAUGCAGUAGAUCGUUGCAUAAUUGUCCAAUGUUUUCAAUGUCAUCUGAUAUAUUAUAGGAUAACAGUCGAUAAAACCGGAGAAAUUUAGGCUUCCUUAAAUAUUAACUUGAUUAUUAGUUAGUCUGUGUAUGUUUUUCUUGUGACAUAGGUAAAUACUAUGAAUCAUUACAAAGCAGUGCAGUUGAUUCUACCCUUCGCUACCCUCUUAGACUUACUUUUGUUACAUCAACACAAGGAGUGUAAACGCGAAUUUCAACGAUGAAGAUGCUCCAACUCAUGUGGUAUGAUGAAUAAAUUUGAAUUUUAUGAUUGUUGGCACCGUCACCCUUGUUUACUGAACUACUGCCUUGGUCAUCACUGGUAUCAACUACUAUGCGACAUCAUCGUUCCAUUCCCUAUUAGUUGGCGAUAUCGAAUUUUGCUACUUCGUGUCUUUUCCAUUCAACCCACGCCAUGACACUAACCAUGGGCUUCAGGUUGGCUGAUACACACAUGCAUAAAUGUGUAAGGCGCUGUCCAUAAACUACGUAGACUUUUUUUCGGUCAUCUGAGACCCCCCCCUCCCCCCUCGUAGACUUUUGUUCAUACAAAAUUUUCGAAAUUUGUAUGAAGCGUAGACUUUGGCCAGACCCCCCCGUCCCCCCCUAAGAGUCUACGUAGUUUAUGGACAGGCCCUAAGUGCUCGAGGAGCACUGGUUGAUGGCGGCCAUUGACAACGACAACUGCUACUACCGCCAGCAGAGCGCAAGUUACAAAACUCUAGCUUUCGGCGAAAGAGGUUCCACUUGUUUCCGUUAGUCACGCUAGGUGGGUUUUUCGCUUGAGGGUGGGUGCUGACAACGCCGCUAGGUGCUGGCUGGUGGUAGAGUUUUGACGAGUCGACAUAACGAAAAUUGUAAGCGCUUUCUCAUACCACCACCGACUGCCAUCGCCAGCAGGAUCAGCAAGAAAGGGCAGGUUAGUUGGUGACAGCAGGUGGAAACACGGUUGCUGUGGAACCUGAACACGAUAUUGUGACCAAUUUUUAGGUAGGAGAGUAGUUCACCCAUUAGUUGCCCUAAUUUACUAAUUCACGGAGGAAGGAUUAUCACAAAAGUUAAAUAGUACAACCUUGCUGACGAGACAGUGUUAUUUAUUCGAGUUUCCGUCUCUCAUCAUCAUCCGCGAUGAAACUUUGGAAAUGCAUAUUUAAACUUCCACUGAGCUGGCGGAGCUGAAAAUUUGUCCGAUUGUUCAAUGCAAUGUAUUCUUACAAACGAGCAAUUUCCUAUAACCCCUUUCAUGCAGUAGAACCUGAAAUAGGGUGACUAAGGGUAUUAUCGGCAGGUUUGUUCUCUUCGUCAUAUGGGGUUUUUGUGGGCCAAAUUGCCUGAAAUUUGGGCAUAUAACUCAGCUUGGUUGGGAAGGAUUUGAGGCCAACUCUGAUUUCAACAGGUUUCAAAAAACCUCUUUUAACGAAGAGAACAAAACUGCCGAAAAUACGUAAGUUCCCCUAUGUAUUUCCAAAGCAUCGGGUUAAGAAAUCCCGCUUCAUCAGUGCAUGAGAACUUCAGGAGCGCAAAUCUCAAGAAGCAAACGUCAAAUAACAGUGUAUUUUUUUAUUUUGUUCUUGUUCACUCUUAAUAAGCUUAAAAUAAGAAGAUCAGGUACGCUGGUUUUGUUUACUAUCAGAUUUGUGCGCUGAAAAUCGUGAGUAGGUGCCAAAAGCUUCGAAACCCUCAUCAUAUGGUAUUGAUGCAAGAUGUAUUGUCUUCAUCCUUUUAGAGUGUUACAGCACUAUGAAAAAAUCUAAACUUCAGUGGUAGCUGUUUUGACUUUACACUCUUGUUAUACAUACGUGCUAAUUGCUCAACAUUAAAAAGUGUAAGACUAAAUUAUAAGUGCAUUAUUUCUAGACCACACAUUAACUGUGUAACAUUUAAAAAUUUAGCUCUGUGUUCACAAAAUCGUGAAACUUCCAUAAAUUUUCUUACAAUCUAGCUAUAGGUAUUUACCAGUAACUUUAGUGAACCAAAAAAAUACAGACGUUUCACGUGCAGCUCCUAUCAGGUAUCAGAUGGUCGGCUCCGGAAGCAGAUUAUCCUCACCAUGACCAUGGUGAGAGUGACGGGUUCGAUUCUCGGGCGAUCCAGAUACCUUUCGUAAUGGAAAUUUUCUUAACUUCCUUGGGCACAGAGUAUCUUCGUAUCUGCACCACGACAGGCAAAAUGAUCUUUGGCAAAGAAAGGCUCUGAGUUGGGGAAGAACUUGAGUUGAGAAGAAGUUCUGUCUUAGUUGCAACGUUACUCUACAAAGAAGAAGAAUAAAUCAACCGCCUCAUGUCUUCUACGAAUUUUCAUUUUAGAACCUAUCCACGUACCAGCAUUCGAUCUCGUCAAGCUACUAUACACUCUGGUAAACUGCCGUGAUAAAUCGAUUACACUUUAAUCAGAAGCACCGGUGUGGCGAUACAUACCUACCUAGUAGAUUCUGUGAUCCCUGUCAGUCAGCCAGCAGAGCUGUAGCUGUAGCACAAUCAGAAGCAAAACCAAUAUCCCUGGGGCUGCGAGCGAGACUAGUGAGUGUGCUCUGCUGAUGUGCCAUCCGGGGGGACUCCUGUAUAAAGCCUGAGAGAACUGAUGAUGGUGGCGAUGCCACACCACAACAAAGACGACGGCCCGCCGGAUAAACUCAACCCAUCCCGACCAGACACACUGCUCUCAGCUUCGCAGAGUUCACCACUGCACCGUCAUCGUUCUGUCGUUCGUUGACGUUGUUAUUCGCGUCCUAGAUAUGUACAGGGAAGAAGGGUCCUUACCGAGUAGGAAUGAACGAAUGGCUGCUGCAGCACCGGAGCGGUUCGUUUAAUUAAAAAUAUAUUGCAUUAAGGCAGGGGGUAAACUUUUUCUUCCGUUUUCUCCCAUGGUACCUGCAGCAGGAUGGUCCUCUACUUUCGUGUAUUACCUUUAUGGGGGCAAGUAACAAACGACUGAAUCAUUUAAGACCUCAUGUACACAGAGUCAAAUAUUUGACAAGGAAUGAACUAAAUAUCAAACAUAUUUUUUCUAUUUGACACUAAUAAAAAUUCGAUCGAGUCCAACAAGAUAUUUGAGCAUUGGAUUCUUUUUGGAAAAAAAUAUUUUACCCUGUGUACUAGGAUCUUAAGCUUACCGAGAGCUUUGUAUCUUAAGAGGGUUAAUCAACAUACAAUCUGUCGCCUGGCAUUCAUGCACCAAACGUGAACCACCUGCCAAACAAACAUUACCCAACAACUUUUCGCCAUCUGCAUGAACUCGUUCUGACGCAAUGGUGUACUUGUACGGUCUGCCGUGGGCAACUAGCUCCAAAACUUCCCAAGAAAAUAUUAAAUCUGGUUUAAGAACAAUGUAUUGGUGACACUACUUGUUCAAUAAAUCACAAGUUCAAUAAAAAUUUCCUACCACAAAAAAUUCCGUGUUGAAGAAAUCUCACUGAUGAUUCCAGGUUUUUCAUGGAGGCUGCGCCGCCAUGAGUCUCUGUACAGCAGCACAGAUUUCACGUUCGAGUUGAAAAUUCGGAUUUUUGUGCGUCGACUAAUUUGAAUGUUUUUCCAAACAUUUUUUAAACUCGCAAAGGCAGUUGAUCUUGGUGCCACCAUCGGCCGCCAUUUGGCUACCCUUGCACAAUGGUCGGAAAAAAUAAAGUUCGGCCAAAACUCUUUUUAUGUGUUUAAUCGAAGUUAUAGGUUGUCUAGAUACCCGAGCAAAGUCUGAUAGCAAAUUGAAAACUAAUUUUGAUGUUGUGAUAUUGAAAAUUUUGAUAACUCAGGGUGUUAUCGAAUUGGUCGUUUUAACGGUUAAAACAUCAAAAAUGAGAGCAUGAAAAUGUUCCUGUGAUAGCAAAUUGAAAACCAUUUCUGCUAUCGAUGAUAGCAAAUUGAUAACUGUUUUUGUGAUCGACACAAUAAAAUUUUAAAAUCGCUAAAUGUAGAGUUUUUCGAUUGAUAUCUAAUCCUAAAUGCAAUAAUACAAUUGCACUAAUGAUAUAUCCCUAGAAUUACUUUACAUAGUUUAUUAAAAGAUUUAAAAACUAUUGUAACGCUAAAUAUUUACAUUGGUUUAAAAUGACAGCAAACCGAAAGCAAAACUUGAAAUCAAAUUAAGUAAAGAUAAAAUGAUAUCAAAAUGUGAUAUCAAAUUGUUGCUGAAUACAAAUCAUGUUUUCUAUUUGCUGUAAUUUUGUUCUUGGACUUUGCUCGGGUAUGUUAUAAAGUAUUUUUAGUAUUUCAAAAGGGGUAUUCAAAAACUGUAUAGGUCAGUAAACCCCACAUUUUAUUUUUUAUUUUUUGGUAGACAGUCAAUUUGAAUUGAAUUAAAUGAUCAACUUUCGAUCAAAUUCAAUCAAGUUUGUUCAAAACGUGUAAAAAACGUGGGGAGAUAAAUUUUAUUUAAGUCAAAAAUGGAAAAAUAACGUAAAAUAUAUGAAAAAAACAUGAAUUUUUUAAUCAGCUCUAAUUUGAAAACCGGCAAAUUUCUGCAAAAUAUUUAAACGUAAUGUUAAUGUACUAUUCGAAAUUGCGGCGACACGUGACGACACGAACCGUUUUUAGCUUAAAAAUUAUCAAAAUUCCCAAGGUACAAUAUAUGAAAAUUUGAAAUGUUUUGUGACAUAUUAAUUUUGCACUAUACAUGCAUUCAAACUGUUCAACAACAAGCUUUCAUAUGCUGGAUAACAUAAUACAUAUAUUACAUUCUGAAAAUAUGAAUAUUUUACUUUUUUCGAGUGGGGGAACGUCCAUAAAUUACGUCACGCAAAAAUCGACCAUUUUCGACCCCCCUCCCCCCUAUGUCACACUUUUUGUAUUGGACCUCUGAAAUUUUUGUAUGUGUGGUCACACUUUGCUGAACCCCCCCUCCCCCCUCAAAGCGUGACGUAAUUUAUGGACGUUCCCUGGUUCGUUUUUCAAUUUUGUGACAUAGGCCACUUUGGCAGUGAAAAUGUCAUUGAAAUAUAAAAGCUGGUAUGCUUUGAAUUAAGAAUCAUAAAACUACAAUACAUUCACUUUGUUAUAAGAUAAAAAUAAGUUUAAGAAAUCAAAUUCGUUUUUUGGGAGUUUUGGCCGCCCCUUUGUAUGCAACUCGACCAAUGACACAUUCCAGCGUAACGGGACACCGCGAGGAACUAACUUUCGUGAACAAAUGACGUCUGCAAUCAAUUAUAAUGUUCAUGAUCAUAUGGUUUAACAGGUUUUAUAACAAGCUUAUUAGAUGUACUUGCUGAUGCAAUACUUGUUCUAUGAGGCUUAGGUUCCAAUUUACUUUAUAUAACAUGUUACAUUUCGUAACGGGACACCAUCGCAGAAAUCUUCUUUUUGAAAUUUUCAAUCUGAAAUGCGUAUAUUAGCACUGUUAUGAAGAUUUGAAUAAUAGAGUCUUCUAGACAUUUCUUCUUUGGAUUGAUGUGAACAAUAUUGCCGAAGUGAGUUUUACUGAGAAAUGUAUAGUUUUGGAAAUAUUCUUGAUUUAGUUUUGGGAGCGCAGCGUUACGCUCGCGUGAAAACAGUGUUUUGCAAAUGGUGUCCCGUUACGGCUAAAGUCAUCUAGUUGUAGAUUGAAUGCUUUGCUAGAUAGAAUGUUGGUGUCUUCGGAAAUAUUUUUCAGACAGAGAGUAGCUGUCCGGCAGUACACCAAUAGUCCUUCAAACCCUCUCUGGCCCUAUGGUGGCCAUAUGAAUGGGCCCUGGGGAACCUGUUUCGAGUUUUAUUUAACCUUCACGUAUCCGACCCUCUACAACUCAUUUUCAAAAUGCUGGCAUUUCGCCAAUUUUCAUCCGAUUUUUUUUGUAAGUCACCCUCAAUUGAUCAUAAAUUGGAGCUAGUUUAUUAUACUCAAGUGGCCAUGCAAUAUCCGGAACAAUUCCGGAGAUAUUCCGGAUUGUGCUGGGAUGCAGGGGGUUGUAAAAAUGGCUAAAAGUGAUUAUUUCGUAUGUUGUUGUGUUUGAACCAUCGAUUUCUAACGACAUUUUUGUUGCGAAUAGUGAAACACAACUGCUAUAACCAGAUUUAAAUCAGUUGGCCCAUCCGGAUUCCCGUGACAGGUUCCGCGAGGCCUCAUUGGGGACACUUCUGGCUUUCAACCUAAACAUGCCGUGCGACAUAUCAAUCUUCAUGAUUUCGAAUGACUGAGUCAGAAACGAUAGACCACAGACAAACAGACGUUACACUGGCGAAAUUUCUAUCGACCAUGCUUUUAACGAUCAUUUUAUAUCUUUAUAGUUGUCGCUUUCACAACCAAAGGCGGGCACAUCGUUUUUAUUUGCAUUUGACGUUUAACACUAGCGCCUUCUGUUGACGAUAUUGCACAACGCAGUGUUUCGUGAAACAUGGUGAUGGUAGUGUGAACUGGGCGAUGAUUUUCACGAAAAUUGUUCUAGGUGUUACGUAUGUUUGUCUGUGGAUAGACUGAAGUAUGUAUCAACUAAAUGGCCACCUCGGAACAUUUAGCACAGGUUCCACGAGGGUGUCAUCGGGAACAUUUCUGGUUUGUAACCAAAACAUGCCGAGCGACGUAUCAAUCUUCAUUUCGAAAGAAUGGGAUAGAAAAAAAUGACUUAAGUAUGUAUCAACUGAUAUGGCCGCUUCGUAACAUCUUGAGCAGGUCCGCGGGGGCCUCUCAAACACAACACACACGAAAUAAUCACUUUUAGCCAUUUGGCAAAACAGAUCCCUUCCUCACCCCCUGACCCCAGUACAAUCCGGAAUAUCUCCGGAAUGGUUUCGGAUACUACAUGGCCAUUUGAGUGCAAUAAAUAAGCACCAAUUUAUGAUCGAUCGAGGGCGACUUAAAAAAAAAUCGAAUGAAAAUUGACGAAAUGCCAGCAUUUUGAAAAUGAGUUAUCGGAGGUCGAAUACUUGAAAUUUAAUUGUAUCUCCAAAGCUAUGGUUGGGCGACGUAUCUAUCUUCGCGGUUUGCCCAUAUUCUACAUUAUAAUGAUCCGAAUAAGAUUCAAUGAUAUCUAUAGUACAUUCUUCCAACAAAGUCUUUUCAAGCAUAUGUCGCAUGUUGCUUUAAUCCUUUAUUGGAAGGCUCAUGCGCCUUGGAAUUAAAGGAGCCAACUUUCGCUGAAAUAAAUUUUACAUUUUAAAGGGGAUUUUUCUUUUAUUCUAUGUUAGUUUUGGAGAACCGUUGAACUUGCCGUUUGGUCAAGGUUAGAGAGAACAAAGUUUAUUUUUUUUAGGGGAUGGGAUUAUGGGGGCUUUCCGUUGAUAUUUAGCUAACGACAACCAGUAAGGAUACAAACAAACGGAUUUCGAGAAGAAAAAAAAGUUGUCAACCAAAACGACAAGACCUCCCUCUUUCAAUCAACGGUUACUAAUUUAUAUCAUCACAAAAAGUAAUGCUACGCCAUUUUCGUGAUGCAUAUUUUACACUUUUUUUUCAAUAAGAAAAUAAGCUUCAAAAUAUGUUUGUCGUCAUAAAAGAAAAUAUAUACGGUGAUGUAUGGGGUAAAGAAGGAAUGCCAACCAUCACUUCGGGAUCUUCAAGUUUUGAACGCUGUGUGAUUCUAUAAACCUUUUUAUACAUCAUGGUGGUAAUUCAUAGGACAUAUUAAAAAGGUUAUAGCUUUUAAAGAGUAUGCUGUCAUCACAAAACUUAAUAAAACAUCACUUUUUAUACUGAUCCACCAGAAUACCUGCCCUUUGUUUACGUAGUUCCAGUGGAGAGCUGAGAAGUGGGUUUUGUUCCAGUAGGGGCGUUACAUCAAGAAGGAUAAUGAAAAUAUAUACACCCUAUAAUAUCAUGUCAUCAUGGUUACAGAUUUUUGGUUAAAUAUUUGAUCAAACCAAACUUAUUUAUCCACUUAUGAAUGUCUUUAAAAUUUUCGUAACGGGACACCAAAUCUACGCACCCAUUGUAACGCCUAAGAUAACGCGUCGAUCAAGGUAACCCAUAUGUUGGAAGAAAGGUCUCCACGAGUACUAAGAGAAUCCUGAAAAUCAUUUUUCUAAAGAUAGUAAUAAAUUCGCUAUUACAACAAAUAUACUGUUUUCGUAACGGGACACCAUUAAAUUGCGGCUAUUGCAAAAAGUGCUUAAAACAUAUCAAAACCCAUUUUUAUGAAAAGUGUCCUUUGAGUGUAUAAAAUAUACGUUAUUAUACUACAUUAAUAAAAAAUAGUUAUAAUGUUUUCGAACUUUACCGUGCCAGCAGGCAUAUUUGAAAAUUAUCAAUAAAAAAUUUCAUUUUUUUUACAUAAAAUGCUAUUACUUCACCUAGCUAUUUAAAUACGUAACUAGUCAAAUUUCAAGUAAAACAAAUGGUUUUCCUAAGAUUGAAUCUACCCUUUUUCAUAUGCUGGAAAGCUUGGGGCGAAACAAUUACUUUGAUAUUUCACAUCCUUGGGGUAGAGGUGCGUGGAAUGUGUCCAAUGUGCAUUGGGAGCUUUGAACAUUCUCCACUGCCUAGCUACCUAGCUACUGUGAAGCUGGAAGGAUUGACCGUGUUUACAUCCAACGAUUUGGUCUUGUUGACGUAGUUGAUGGUGAGACCUGUCGCCAAAGGAGCAUCCAUUAAGUACGUCACGCUAAAAUUGGGAUUUUUGACUCCCCUCAUCCCUUCGUACGGGCUUUCCUAUACCUAAUACAUUGCUUGCCACACUUUCACAGACCCCCGCUCCCCCUAGGACCGUGACGUACUUAAUGUAUGGUCCCCAAGGAGCGAUCAGCAAGAUUAUCGAGCUCACUCUACAUGUCAAAGCGCCGUUGAGCUAGGAGAGCAACGUCAUCAGCUAGUUUGAAGUUAUUUAGGUGCUCCAUGGUAAUGGGCUGCCACAGCAACCUACGAUUUGGUUCACGAUCAAACGCACUUACCAGGAUCUCAUCGAUUACGAUAAGGAACAGUAGUGGUGUUCAUUAUCGGGUUCUGUAACGGUUUUUUGGGUUUCAAGAACAGUAGGUUUAUGGCCUAACAUCCCCUACGGUGCGGCUACCACCUUAGGUAUAGCUUCCGGUGGAGCAUUUCAUACUCAGUCGCUGGAUGCCAGAACAGACGCUGUUUGAGCCGCACCUUCUUGAUGAACACUCGAACAGUCGCUUGGGACGUACAAUCUAGCUGAAGUCAGAAGGCUGCACUAUCAGCUAAGCAAACAACUUCCUUGUGCAUUCCUAUGAAAUUAAAUUCGGGGUUGUAAUCGAAUGCCUAAUAUUCGUCAUGAAAAAGGUGAAGUUUGUAAAAAGCAAUAAAACAAUCGCCUCGUGACAUGUAGUUAGAGUGAUGCGAAAUCAUGCCGUUCGACUAAACUAUUUCAAAUUGAUCAGCAUGCUAUAAAGAGACCUCAGAGUGGCACAGAAGAGUAACAGAAACCCACUGAUUCAUUCAUCACAAUGGAUGACUAGCAGAGUCCGUCCGUAUUACCGGAGGAAGUCAACGAAAGUCCAUUUUUAACAGAGCAGAGCAGAGCUCAAAUGACCGAGAAGAAGAAAAAAAAACUUGACUUUUUUACAUUUUAUUAUUAUUCAUUUCGAAUGCGAACAUUGGCUGUCUCUCUGUGGCGGAGUGGUGAUGGUUCCACCUCGAUAGCCAGCCAACUAGAGUUUACCUCGCACAACUGACCGCCCGAGAUCUGAGACAUAUGUGUGCUGUUAAUUGCUAUAGUUUUGCUGAAAUUGGAAAAGGUCUUCAACAGCGUUGAGCUAGCAGCAGCGGCAGCAGCCGGACAGCAGGGUAGCACCAAGCAGGUACACAAAUCAAAAAAUUAAAGUAUACAUGGAGAAGAAGAAAAAUGCGUGGCGAUUUUAGUUGUUUUUUUGAAGGAUGGAGAGGCCAAGCGGUUGAAACUCGCACAUACAAGUGGAUCGCGUGUGAAGGGUGAAAUACAACAAGAGAGUCAAGUUAAGUGUGUUCAAUAUACGAUAUAAUUCGAACGAACAACAACAGCAGCAAUCUUGAUGGGCUGAACAGGAAAUCCGAAGAGUGCCGCCUCGCUAAGUUAUAUGAUAUUUGCUUUUGGGUUUGAAUCAGAUUAUCAAUGUUCAGGUGAGGUCAUAAAUUCGGUUAAUAAAUACUGAGAAAGCUGAUACGCAUUGGCUUCAAUUUGACUGAUGAAAUGAAAAAAAGACACAUUCCGUGGUAUUUAGGCUCAAUAGUUGACAAGAUAGACUGACUUUUAAAUCUAUGACGAACAUCUACAGAAUCAUGCAAGUAGGUUUGUGGCCUUAUGUGAACCGUUUUCAAAUAAUGUUGAAGUUUUAACGUUUCAACAAUUUUGCAUGUCAUGUAUUUCGGGUAGUACACACGAAGAUACUAUAUUUUUGAGCCGACCGGGAAUGGAACCCGCCACUCUCAACAUGAUUUUGCUGAUUACCCACGAGUUUAUUGCUUCAGCUAUAUAGACCAGGGGUUCUCACGGUCCAUAUAGCUGCAACGGCAUCACUUCGGGUAUUUAGCAAGACCAUGCUGAGGAUUUCCUGGUUAUAUUCCUGAAUUACAACCAACAGAGAGCUAAGCUCCCCUACAAUUUAUAUUAAUUACGAUCCGUAUGUCAUUUAAUUCGUAUUCCAGUGCUGACACUCGGAUGACUGGUUGCCUCCUCCGCAUCCCACACACAAAAACUUUUUUCGUUUCUCUAGAAUCUGUCGGUUUCUCUCUGAAACGAUUUCUUCCGACAUCUUCCACCCUCCUUUCCCUGCAGCAGAAAUAAAACAAAGUUAGUGUCAAACAAAAAGAAAAAUCACUCCCAUAAGCCAGCAAACGAAAAAAAAGCAAAAACCCGUAAUCGACUAAAACCAGCACGUCCGCUUUUUCUCCGGUGACAUACUGGGGCUUGGCCACACUGCUGCUGCUGUGCAGUUUUUCCCCAUUUCGCAAUCAGGUCUCCGGGCUCGCUGGAGCGGAACCCAAAGAGCGAACUCCGCCACAACAGUUAAGAUGGAGGCAACCGACGAGUCCAAUUCAUCAACGGCAGCAGAGCAGUAGCGAGAAAGACAAUUUUCCACGGCAACUGUACCUGCUCUGCUUCCACCGCACAUUGAACCCCUCCCCAGUCCACCACACGCUAUCUAUCUGCCGUACACUUCGGCUAUCCUUACGUGCAACCCGGCUUGUGGAGAGAGGUGGAAAACGUAUCUAAACUACCACCAUCCCAGCCCAGCAUGACUCGACUCCGACUGUCCUGAACCUGAGCGGGUGUGUCGGUAGGCGCAAGUGCUAGGUUAUGUGCGGUGUGUUCCAAGCGAGAUAUUCAUUUCUCCGCUGCCCGAUGCCCUCCAUUCCAUAAUCUCCAUCCUGCUCAAGUGUAUGUCCCCAAACGCGGGUCGGGGAAUCAUCCCGGAAAUUCUGGGCCCUGCGCGCUCCGUGAGGAAUAUCUAAUUUUCCACUUUUCAUUUUGCGUGCCUCCGCAUUGUGCGCCUCUGCGUCCGUCCCUUCAACCUCGCUGGCUGGUGAUAUUGCUUUGUCCUCGGCGAAGAAGGCUCCGCCGUAUAAGGCACAAACAACAACCGAACGAAGGACGAGAGACCGACUAGCAACGGUGGCACGAAUCCGACAUCUUUGUCUACGGCUAACGUUGUCCUCCUGGCAUGGCUACCGCCCGCGAAGGGAUAUAGGAAGUUGGUGGAAGGUGCAAUUUCUCAAGGGAUUUCGACGAAAAAAAAAGCGAUUGGGUUUUCACCGGUUUUUGUGUUGCGCGCCUUGCUUAUUUGGUUUUGAUGUAGGUGGAUGCUGCAAUGUCGUUGGUUCCACGUAUUAUCGUUUAUAAAGCAGGACAUGCUCUAACUCAGUGAAUAUAAUAAGCAUUAUGUAACGUUUUGAGAUAUAUUGGUAAAUUUUUAAAAUACAGAUCAAAUAUAAAAAAUAUCACACCGAAUACUUUAGCCAUUAUUUUUUUUCCUUUUAUUUUUUUUGUGUUAAGGCAACUUCACAGGAGUAUCUUCUGGGGAUUUCUCUAGAAACUCAUGUGUAGAUUAUUCAAGAAAUGUUAUCUGGGGAAAACUCUAGGAAUGUUUGCUUCAGAAAUUCUUUAGGAAUUCUUUCUGGUAAUUUACCUAGGAAUUCUUCCUGGAGGGUUCCUCCGGAAAUUUUAUUUGCUGAUUCCUCCAAGAAGUCAUUCUGGGGAUUGCACCAGCUGGAUAUAGGAAUUUCAUCUAACGAUAACUCGAGGAAUUACUUGUGAAGACUCCUGAACAAAUAAUUUCUGUCUGGACAUUCCUCCAGGUUUCUUUAUGAAAACUAGGUUAAACUAGAAUUCCUCUUAGACAGGGUGGCCACCCAACCGGGAAAACCGGGAAAACCGGGAAUUACCCGGGAAUCACGAAGAACCGGGAAAAACCGGGAAAAAACCGGGAAUUUGUUAGAGGAAACUCGUGGUAAAAAUACGUAUUGAUUCGUUUUAUUUUCAGUGUAUGAAUUUAUCUCAUUUUUGAAGACCUUGACUCGUUUGUUUACUUUCCUCUGUGCCCUGUAGAAAAGUGAGCUACUUCGAUGCCACUUCAUUCUCUUUUCUGUCAAUGUCUCGGUGCCGCGCAAAAGUGGUGUUUUUUACUAUUCAUCAACGUUUCGAGUUAAAAAAAAAUCGCUGAUUUAGUCGAUCGGACGAUAUUCUGUUAUCUUUAAGUUGUAUUUCGUUCAUCAGGUAAUAUUCUGUACACGAUUUUUCUGCUACCUAACAUAAACAAUGUUUUUGUUCUUUAAUAUAUCGACAGCAAUGUCUACCAGCUACAACGCGAGAUACGAGGACGCAUUCCCCUGGUGUGCUCCCGAUCCGAAAGACGCGAAGGCGGCGGUCUGCAAAUGGUGCUGCAAGAAAAUACGGAUCGAAUCCAUGGGCAGAGUUGCGCUGGUCAGCCACGAAAAAAGCAAAACGCACAAGAGUCAAAUACUGGUUCAAAACACUAACCUAAAAAUCCAGCAUUUGCCCUCAAAUACAUCUCAGUCGAACUGCCCAUUGGUACAACGGGAAAGCCUUGCAUUGAAUAUACCAACAGCAUCGAGCAGCACCGAAAAGCAAAAUCCGGAUGUUUCCAGCGUCAUGAAGAAGUACAUGCUCAACGAACAAGUUACCAAAGCUGAAAUUUUGUGGGCCCUGGAGACAAUUGCCACGCACAACUCGUACCGCAGUGCUGCAACAAAUACCAAUCUGUUCAAAAAGAUGUUCCCGGAUAGUCAGAUCGCUGCCAAACUCGAGAUGGGCCGUACCAAAGUUGCCUACAUGAUUACAUACGGUCUUGCACCGUACUACACGAACGAGAUUUUCAAGGAACUCAACACAAUCUCUGAGCUGGUCAUUGGAUUCGACGAGACGCUGAACAAGAUAUCCCAGCGGCAGCAAAUGGACAUCAGCGUGAGAUAUUGGAACGAAAAAAAGGCAACUGUGGACAACCGGUAUCUAGGGUCCGCGUUCCUAAAUUCUUCCCGUGCAGUGGAUCUCCUAACUGGAUUGAAACUGUGUUUUGAAAGAAAUCCAGCUCUUCUUAAUAAUGUCAUCCAACUAAGUAUGGACGGUCCAAAUGUAAACUGGAAACUGCUGAAGGAUUUCAGUGGCGAGAUGCGCAACUUAAGAGGUAUUCCGUCAUUCGAUUUGCUGAGUAUUGGUAGUUGUGGUCUACACGCUGUCCACAAUGCCUUCAAAGAUGGUAUGAAACACACGAAGUGGAGCCUCGACGAGUUCCUGCUUUCUCUGUACCAUCUCUUCAAAGACUUUCCAUUACGCCGGUCGGAAUACACAGAGAUCACAGGAUCCAAUCUGUUCCCCUUGAAGUUUUGCCCUGUUCGCUGGAUAGAGAACUUAAGUGUUGCUGAACGUGCAUCUAAAAUGGUUCCUUUCUUGCGGGUGUAUGUGACUGCAGUAACAAAUCAGCGUGAAAAAAAGAUGAAAGAAAGCCACCCUUCAUUCAAACGGAGUUUCGGUGCUGUUAGUCAGUCUAGGCGAUUUGCGGUUGUAGAGAAGGCUAUGUCUGAUCAAAUGUUAGGUCCAAAGUUGGCCUUUUUCAUCUCAUCUGCGGCUGCCGUGGAACCUUUUUUACGCGAGUUCCAGUGCGAUGCUCCUAUGGCUCCGUUUUUAUUCGAAGAAUUGACUGCUCUCAUCCACUCCACUAUGACCAAAGUUCUGAAACCACAAUGCAUAAACGUAAAAGCCAAAGCGAUAACCGAAAUAGAGCUUAUCGACAGCAACACUCUCCCAACAUUACAGGUUGAUGUCGGGUUUGGGGUUAAAGCAGCCAUCAAAUCUAGCAUGGCUCGUGAAAAGAUUUCGGAGAAAACUGUACUACAAUUUCGGAAUGAUUGCAAAGCGUACUAUGUCGCAUUUCUGAGAAAAAUGUAUGACAAAUCUCCACUGUCUCACGGUUUCACGAGGUAUAUUUCGUGUAUUAGCCCGGACACCAUCGUACAUUCACCUGAUAUCGCGCAGAAACGGCUUGAAUCUUGUUUGGAUUACAUGGUACAAAGAGAUCAGAUGGCAGGUUCGGUAGCUGAUAAAGUACGCGAAGAAUUCUCCAAAGUUGUGAACAUGCCGAGUGUAAAAUCGUCUCUUGCGGCAUACCGGCGAAAUGAGCAACGCUUGGACUCUUUCUGGGUGAAACUGCUGGCAGAAACUGGAAAAGAUUUCCCAAGCCUCUUGGUAUUCCUGAAAAAGAUUUUAAUUCUAUCGCAUGGCAACGCUACAUUGGAGCGGGGUUUCUCGGUGAAUAAGGAAUGCCUCAUUGUCAAUCUACUUGAGGAGAGCUUAGUAGCACAGAGAAUUGUCCAUGAUGCGAUUCUGAAUGCUGGCCAAGUUUCGGAUGUUGAGAUUGAUAAAACGCUAAUUCAAUAUGCGCGAAACGCCCAUGGACGUUACCUGGAAAACUUGGAAAAGAAAAGGAAUGAAAAGGCACAAAAAGACGACGAAGCAUCAAAGAAAAGGGCAACAGCUAUGGUGAUCAAGGAGUUGGAGUCCAAAAAGGCUAAGAUCCUUGCAGAAGCCCACAAAGAAGCGGCUUUGCUUGAUGACCAGAUGAAAAGCUUGAUUAAGUAAUGUAAAUGUUAAUAUGUUGUUAGCAGUGUACGCAGAAUAUGCCACCGCAAGCGAAAAAUAGGCAACAAAGAAGGCACGGCAACAACGCUUUGUUUUUUCGUUAGCAGAUAAUGACAAAAUCGCUCCCGAGUUUGUUUACAACAAAAACGGUAGGAAUAUUUGUCUCGUUUUAUCCACAUCGUGAAUUUCGCAUUGUUUUACAACUGAAACUCAACUCUGAGGUUUGUAAGAGUCCUGUUUCGUCCAAAUGCUUAUGAAUUCGAUAAUGUGGAUCGAAAAAUUUAGCAGAAAAGCCGGAAUAUCAGCACACGCACGGCAAGCGAUGUUUGUUUUAUUGUUCUCAUCACCUGACAUGCGAUUGUUGCAGAGCGCCUUUGUUACCAACAUGCACCGCUUAGGACAAAGCGUUUGUUUUUCGGCGUGAUCCGUUUAUCGUACCCUGGUUGUUAGGCUUCAACGUCUAUUAAUGUAAAUAAAAAGAAUUUCAAUGGCAGAAUAUAAUCUUUUAUUUGUAUGAUCCAAGAAGUUUCUUGAGCGAUUCCUUUCGAACACGAAACUGGGCUUAUCAUGAAGAAUGAGUGAACAAGAAGGAAAAGCUGCGCACGCUAAUGGUUUGAACGCCAACAUGUUUUAAACCAACCGGGAAAUUAUAGUAUACCACCGGGAAAAACCGGGAAAAAACCGGGAAUUUGAAAUCUUGAAUUGAGUGGCCACCCUGUCUUAGAAUUUAGCCCAGGAAAUAAUGCAUGAAUUUUAUCUGUUUUUAUCCAGGAUUUUCUGGAGAUUCAAAACAAAUCCUAGAGAUUUAAUGAAUAAGCUCCUGUAAUCUUUCUAGAAAAAAAAAACUCUUGGAGAAAACCCAGUAAACAAAGUAUUGAGAAGAUUCUGAAAACGAGGAAGGCAAGCAGAAGCUCUUAGUGAAUAGAGGAAUCUAAAGACGAAUACAUGAAUAAAUUUCCCAAGGAACUCCUGCAAAAUUUAUUUCCAGAUUUUUUUCCGGUCAACCAGUGAUCGUAGAAGAUGUUGCAUAAGAUGUUAAAGUGGAGGCAAUUUGCGUACAUUUCACACGUGGCUAAAUGGAGGCAUGCACGUAUAUGGCCUCCAAUUUAUUAUCUUAUGCAACAUCCCAUACAACUACUGGUUGUCUGGGUUGUUUUCGUGGGAUUUCUUUUGGAGUUUGACCAGAGAUUUCGCUUGGGACUUCUCGCAGAAGAUUCCUUCCGGUGUUGAUCCUGGGAUGUCUCUAAGUUUUUCUGGAUUUAGCCUGGUUUUCUCCUAGGAUUUUUUUCUCCAAUGUGCCUUCUCUUCUGUAAGAGCUUUUGCUGAUGUUUCUCUUUGAGUUCUUCCAAUGAUUUCUUAGUGUUUCUUGCAGUUAUCCACCAGAGAUUAUUUUAUUACAGAUUUUCUCGGGAUUAUUUCGAGAGCUCUUCCUGAAAUCUCUACCAGUAAAACAGUCUCGAGAAUCUGCAUGCUACUUUUGGAUUUCUUUGUUGCUCACGGAGUUCUUGCAGGGAUUUUUAAGGAGUUUUUUUUGUCUUGGAAACGUCUCCUGAGGUACUUUCCUGGGCUUCCUGAGUUCCUGGAAGAAUGUCUACAAAAAUCUCUCAAAAAUCCAGAAAGAAACUGUAGGAAGCUAUCCCGGAAAACUAGUAAGAGAAGUUCCUCAAGGAACUGUGAAUAAUAUGAAACGAUCUACGGAGGAGAAAGUCAGCGAAAAACUCUGGAAGCAUAUCGGGAAAACCUCUGGAAAUAUCUUGGGAGGUACUCUAGCAGAGACCCUGUGAAAACUCUUGCAGAAGGGAGGAACUCUAGUGGAAAUAACAACGGAAAAAUCUCGGAAGGACGACAUGUAAGGUGCAUAGGAGGAACAUGGAAACACCUCUGGAUGGAAACUUGAGAGAACUAGAGAAAGCCAGGAAAAAACUCCUGGAGUUAAAAUUUUGGUUAAAUAAAAGGAAUAACACGCGGGAAAAAAUCCAUGAGAAACAACUGCGAAACAACUUAAAGAAAGAAUAACGUUAGAAUUCUAAGGAGAAAUCCCGAAUGGAAUUCAAGGAAGAAUCAUGAAUAAAUCUCAACAUUACUACACCACCAGCACAGAGAACAGCUUCCAUCAAGUUUAGUUGGAAAACUGUAUAAGGGAUUUAAAGGUUAAAUGGUCUGUGGGAUUACUGAUUGGAGUCCUGAGGGCUUUUUUUUUGGUUUUUAUCUUGUGAAUGUCAUUUAUUUGUAAAAGAUAUCUUCGGACGAAAUGUCAAAGGAAUUUCUUGCGUUUAACCCAAAAAAAGCUGGAUAAAUGUAAAAAAAUCCUUAAUCGAUUAUCAUUUUAUGUUUGAAGGAUUUUUCUUGGGAGAAUUCAGGGAUUUCGUGGAAUUUCUUAGUUUAUUAAUCUUGCGCAUUGUCUUAUAAGUUUUUUACUUAAUUUUUGGGGAUACUUCUUAAUAAUUUUGGGUAAGUGUAUAAAUGUUAUAAAACUCCCAAUAUGAAGUACUCGAUCUCUCUUAUAUUCUACUUCUAAUUCCACCUUCAAUCCGCUGAAGUAAAAUCUAACUACUGAAGCCUUUCAUAAACCUAAUGAACUCCCUGAAACCACUCGAAAUUUCCUGAAACCGCUCAGAAAACCACCGGAGACCCGUAGAAUUUCCUUAGGAGGAGACUAUCAAUCCCCGUUUUUCAAAUAUUUGUUAAUGUUUUCACUUUCAAUAUCUGACCAAAGUUGAUUUAUUCAGCAUUAAACAAUAAAAAUGCACCACACGAGAAAAAAUCCAUUCCCAAAAACAUGACUAAAAAGUCAUAAAAUCUUAAAAUAUGCCGCUUCAUGAUAUCAUGACUACAAGUCAUAAUAUCAUGACGAAAACGACGAAUAUCAUAUUUUUUUUUACAAUUUUCAUAAAAAAAAGUCAUGGUUGCCUGAGACCAUACGACAAACCCUUUCUUGUUUAUCCUUAUGCAACAUUAUAAGUCUGAGUCAUAAAACCAUGCCGCUGAGUCAUAGAAUUCUGCCGCUGAUUCAUUAAACCAUAAAACAGUGGCAUGAAGGAAUGCAACAAAACAAACGUUUGCGAGUUUUGUAGUAAAUGUCACCCAUGAACGUCGUCACCCAGCGUCCAUCGGUGGAUACGGGAAUAGGUCCAUGCACACUGUCAAUGGACUGCGUUGUUGCGUUCAUACCAAGUUCGUCGAUCAGUGGAUAAGUGUUACCUCGGCCGCAAAAACGACCAGUCUUGUUUCCAUCGUAUACGGGAGCAAGCUCCACUCCACACCCAUUCCGAUUGGCUGUGUUUCCUGGUAAGACAAAGUAUUUUGUAAAAAAUAGUAUAACUCUAACCUUAUCAGUUUUUCAGAACAAUACUGUGAAGUGAACACUCUGUUGAGGAUCUUCUGUAGCAAAAAUGAAAAGGAAAAUUCAACAUAAAUUAUGCUAUCGGAGUUAAGAACUACCAAAAAGUGAUUGAAACUAGAAGCAGUUAAAAGUUAAUUUAGUUUAACAUUUGUAGCUAAGUAGUCUCCCAUUAAUCUCCUUAGCAUCGUCACUCCCAUCGAUUUUCACGUAUUUUGCUUUCUAAAAAGCUGAGUGGUUGGUACGAGAUGUCCCCAUUCAAUGGCUUUAUUGUAAAACCAAUAACGCUGCACAGUAGGCCUGGCCGCUUCAAUGCUUGUAAUGCAUUUCCGAUGUACUGCAAACAUUAAUAAUGACAAGAAAAAUGGUAGAAUUAGUCGAUUCCAUCAUUUUCCAGGAUUCUUCCAAUGAAUGGCUGUGUAUGUGUAGACUAGAUAAGACAUUUGCAGCUAAGUAGCCUCCAUUUGAUUAAAAGCGGUUUCUAUAUUUUUGUUGAUGAAACCAAAAUCAAAAACGAUAAG
Molecule: messenger RNA, 20159 nt
Organism: Aedes albopictus (Asian tiger mosquito)
Lineage: Eukaryota; Metazoa; Arthropoda; Insecta; Diptera; Culicidae
Exons: 2
Coding region: 13962-16298 (778 amino acids)
Source: RefSeq, a predicted model, not a curated record